Molecule: messenger RNA, 1214 nt
Organism: Arachis ipaensis
Lineage: Eukaryota; Viridiplantae; Streptophyta; Magnoliopsida; Fabales; Fabaceae
Source: RefSeq, a predicted model, not a curated record
UACUUGCCUAUAAAAAUGAUUCAAGUGUCCCAAACAUUUCAUCCAUUGAAACCUAUUGCAAUUCAACUGACAAUAAUAGGGUUCUUGUGUUCUCUUGCUUUCUCCAUACAGUUCAUUCUCCUCUUCUCAUCCUCCCUGUUCACAAACUGUUUAACUUUGAAUGAUUCAACUACUACUCAUCAUCAUGAAUGCCAUCAACAUGAAAGCAAUGCCUUGCUCAGCUUUAAACAAAGCUUCUUCAUAAGUAAGUAUGCUUCCUACAAUCCUUUCAGUUAUCCUAAAACUCUUUCUUGGAAUCCGUCCACAGAUUGCUGCUUGUGGGAUGGCAUCGAAUGCGAUGAACUCACAGGUCAUGUCAUUUCCAUUGAUCUUAGUAGCAGCCUGCUCUAUGGUUCCAUGGAUCCCAAUAGCACCCUUUUCUCGCUUGUGCAUCUUCAAAGCCUUGAUCUUUCAGACAAUGACUUCAAUCACUCGCAAAUUCCAGCCAGGAUAGGUGACUUGUCACAACUGAGGCAUUUGAAUCUUUCUCAAUUUGGUGAAACCACAUUGUCAGGUGAAGUCCCAACUCAAAUUUCCCGUUUGUUCAACUUGUUGUCCCUUGAUCUUCGCAGCUAUAUUAAACAGCUUGAUUAUCCAUUAAUCAACCGUUUGCAACUGAAGGAAUCCACUCUGCGAAGCUUAAUUCAAAACUCAACAAGACUUGAACAACUUCGGCUUAAUUUUGUCACCAUUUCAUCAUCAUUACCUCACACGCUCACAAACCUUACAUCUCUGCAAAUACUCUCUUUUCGCCAAUGUGAACUGCAUGGUGAGUUUCCUAUCGGAAUAUUCUCUCUUGCAAACUUAACAUCUUUGAAUUUUGCGGAAAACCAAAAUCUGCAGGGCACAUUACCUGCAUCCAUUGGAAACCUGACCAAUUUAGCUCACUUGGCUCUUGAAGAUAAUAGCUUUCAUGGUGAAAUCCCUCGCCCUCUUUUUGGACUAGAGAAUCUUGUAUAUCUAGUUCUAAGUUAUAAUUUUUUCGAAGGCCGCCUAACACUUGACAUGUUUUUGAAGCUAAAGAUGCUUAAUAUUCUUGACUUGUCUAACAACAAAUUGUCCUUGUUCUCACAAAACAGGGAUGUCAAUGUGACAAUCCUUCCUCCAAUUCGAUGGUUAGGAUUGAGUGGGUGCAAUUUAAAUGGAGAAAUUCCAACUUGAUCUUCAAGGUGAAA